AUGCUCGGAGUUAUUCGCAAUUUCGGCAAGCUGGUAAUCGUUCUCAUCUUCUUGGCCGCCAGACAAUUGGUGCGCUGCCCGGACUAUCGCGAAAUGGUCCUUCGUCUGCAGCCGAGCUUUUGGCCUCUGCGGCUUUUGCCGUUGCCACCUCGGGCGGCACUGUUGCUGGCCGACUGUGUUGGCGACAAGGACAGGCACCGGGAACAUUUUCGAAUCUACCGGGUAAAUGUUACACUUUGGCCAUCUUAA
Molecule: messenger RNA, 249 nt
Organism: Protopolystoma xenopodis
Lineage: Eukaryota; Metazoa; Platyhelminthes; Monogenea; Polystomatidea; Polystomatidae
Source: the annotation of a GenBank genome assembly